Molecule: messenger RNA, 1147 nt
Organism: Lates calcarifer (barramundi perch)
Lineage: Eukaryota; Metazoa; Chordata; Actinopteri; Centropomidae
Product: cytochrome c oxidase assembly factor 7
Cellular component (GO): mitochondrial intermembrane space
Molecular function (GO): protein binding
Source: RefSeq, a predicted model, not a curated record
GUUGAGGAGGGUUAUGAAACCAGGAACUCACUUGAACAUGCUCUCCCUCGGAUUUCAAGAGAAACCCAUAACAUUAGUAAUUGUCGCAAGGUUUUAUAACAACUUUACGAUUAACGUUAAAUAUCUCUGAGAAUCUUUUUAUUUUAAGGAAGAGCUUUUAUAACAUCGCUUAUAAGCUCGUGCACCAAGGUCAUAAGUAGCAGUAAAUGCGGUGGGAGCUAAUUCCUUUGUAACGUCUCUGGAGGGAGCUAAGCCUUUAACACGUGUGAUUUUUGUUAAGUUAAGACGCAGAGGUGCACGCUGAAAUAUGGCUGGACUUAUAAACUUUGCAGAUGAGAAUGAAGUGAAGCAGUUUUUGGAUAAUCUGGGAGUGGAGUACAGCUUCCAGUGCUACAGCGAGAAGGAUCCUGAAGGGUGCCAGCGGCUCGCAGACUAUAUGGAGGGGGUGAAGAAAAACUAUGAAUCUGCAGCACAGGUGCUCAAACAUAACUGUGAAACCAAUGGACAUGGAGAGAGCUGCUAUAAGCUGGGGGCUUACCAUAUCACAGGAAAAGGUGGAGUGACUGAGUGUCUGAAAACAGCCUACUCCUGCUUUAUACGCUCCUGCAAUGCUGGGGGAAAGAAGUCCGUAGAUGCCUGUCAUAACGUUGGUCUGUUAGCCCAUGAUGGACGAGCUAUGGAGGGAGGACCUGACCCUACGGCAGCCAGGCAGUACUAUGAGAAGGCCUGUGCCGGUGGCUUCGCUCCCUCGUGCUUUAACCUCAGUGCUUUGUUCAUUGAGGGCAAUUCCAAAGGGCUGGCGCCAGAUAUGACUCUAGCUUUGAAGUACGCCAACAGAGCUUGUGAGCUGGGACAUGUGUGGGGCUGCGCCAAUGCAAGUCGCAUGUACAGACUGGGGGAUGGUACAGAGAAGGAUGAGAAGAAAGCGGAGGAGCUGAAGAAUCGAGCGAAGGAGCUGCAUGGUUUAGAGAAGGAGAGGCAGCUGAAAUUUGCGGAGUGAAUGAUUAUUGUUAUCAUUGUUUUGGUUUGCCUGCACAUGUGGCGAUCAGUCAGGUUAUGUGUGUGAACAGGUAUAUAUGUGCGUGUACAAACAAAACCUGGCGUGGUCGUUCAAAGGUCGGAGGUGAUCUGUUGUUAGUUUAAAAGC